UUGACUUCGACCGGUCGCCUGAAAGUCUGAUUUUUUUUUUUGGCUUUAAGAUCCCGCCGGGCUCCGGUGGUGGCGGUUAGACUUAAACCCUUCAAAAAACCUGACUUUUACUGAAAUUCGUUGAGCAUAGGAGAGACAAGUGAAGCCCAACAGUCAGAAAUGGCUAACAGAAGCUUCCAUUUGAAGAAAUUUUCAUGGCUUUCUUCUCGGAUUCUCUCAGACAGCGUUCAGGGGAGAUUCCGGCGACCCAUUACUACUCCAGCCAUUUGUUUAGCUCCUUCAUUCGAUGGAGAUAUGAACAUUGGGUCCAAGACAUUGUUCAACCAAUGUCUUUCUCGCGGAUUUGCAUCAGUACGACGAGUAUCUCGAGCUUCUUCUUCUUCUUCUCCUUCUUCUCCACUUGUUGAUUUGCUCUCUUUUAUUAGAGCUUCACUUGAUCAACUUGAAGGUCCUUCCCAUCAUUGGUUGAAUCGAGACAUUGGGAACAAACAGCUUUUCAAGGAUAAAGGAACUUAUGUUGUUCUCGCUGGAAAUUUGCUAAACGAAGCAAGUGAUCCCAGUGGUUUCUUUGAGAAACUAAAGUUGCUUCAGCAGAGGUCCCCUGGUGUCUGUUUCAUGGGUAUCCACUUCAGUGAUCAAGCUCGAAUCACUGAUGAUCGAACUGCUUUAGCUGAGUUGAUUGUGAAGGAAUACCUCACUUUUCCUGUACUACUCUCUGAAAAAGAAUUUCCCAAGUUGUAUCAGACAAGUGGGGAAGUACGUUAUAUCGUGUUUAAAGAUUUUAAGAACGCUUUAAUCUCCGAGGAGAAGGAUCUCGAUAUUGCUUCUGUAUCUAAAGCUCUUGACAGUCUCGCUCAAGAUAUUGAGAAAUCCAAGUCUGUCAGACUUUUCACGAACACUUGGUCAAAACAAGCUGAUGCUAUCAAGGAGUCACAUUACUCUUCUUUUUUUCAAGAUUUGUUACUUUACUUUCCAGGUUGUAUCUCUGCAGACGAGGUUGGAGACCGUCUGUUACUUUCUGAUACCAACCACCAUCGUAUAAUUAUAUUCGACAACAGUGGGAAGAUUUUAGACAGUAUUGGUUGUUUCCCAGGUUUUGAGGAUGGAGAAUUUGAAUCUGCAAAGAUGUUACGUCCUACAGGGACCCUUUAUGACGAAGAGGAGGAUUGCCUUUACAUUGUAGAUUCUGAGAACCACGCAAUUAGAAGAGCAAAUAUAGAUAGCCGGGUCUUGGAAACAGUAUAUCCAAAGGUUAUUAAGAAAAGUGGUGGCUUGUGGUCUUGGAUAAUGGAGAAAAUGGGUCUUGGAAAAGAUGAUGAGAUAACAGUUGAUGUUGAUGCCAAAUCAGAAGAAUUUGAUCCUCGCUCUCUGUUGUUUCCAUGGCAUGUACUGAAGCGUGAUGAUGAGAGUCUGUUAGUCAGUAACAAAAGCUUUACGAAGUUAUGGAUGAUAAAUUUAGCUUCAGGAGAGAUCGAAGAAGUCGUGGAAGGGUUUUCGAAGAUAAUGGAGAUCUGCGGACAAUCAAUCACAGAGAAGCUAUCAGUGUUGAAACAUAUGCCUUCUAAUUGGUUGCAACAGCAAACUGAGGCUAUCGCCUCAUGCAAGGAGCAGCCAAGUGCUUCCCUUUUUUCUUCUUUUACUAAGCUUGGAGACAGCAUUGUCAUGACAGAUAUAGCUUGUCAGCAGGUGUUGAAGCUAAAUAGAGAAUCUGGAGCAUGCUCUAGCAUUCAAUUCUCAAACAUUGGGAUCCUUGGGUUGCCCUAUUGGUUGUUCAUUCCACUGGAGAGAGUUUUCAAUCUAGCGAAUGGAGUUCAGGAAGGACAUCUCAGUCAUACUCAGGAACUCCGGUUACUGCCAGGUAAAAUUAGCAUACGGUUGAACAUAGAGAUUCCUCCAUGGACAGAGCUUGUUGAACCGAUACAAGAAAGCUGCAUAUGGCGACAGACAAGAGGCGCAAUCAGUGAAGUCUCGAGUGCUGGAAGUGCCGUUGAACCUUCAGAAAAGGUUGGAGUUUCGCAACAAUGGUAUGAUGAAUUAGACAGCCUUGCCAAAGAAAUAGCCAACCCCGAAGCAGCUGAGGAAGAGGAAGAAGUAGAUGUUAGUCCUUCUGAGGUUGAAAGAGAAGAAGACGGACGUAUUCACAUCGAUUGUACUGUCAAAUCAAGUCCUGGCACUAGUGAGCUUAUUGUUUAUGCAGCAUUGUAUUUAAGACUGGCGAGAAACGAAGAGACAGAAAGUGCAAGCCAGGAAGAACUGGCGAGAAGAAUAGCAGAGAUUUUGAAGCCAGUACGGAACAUAACGACUAUGAAGGAAGAUUUAUUUGUGAAACUGUUGUCCAAGUCAAAGAGAGAAUUGAGAGACAUUGUCUUCUUGAAGCCAAUGCAUGUGCGGAUAAGGUUAGACUCGAUGGAUCAUCCAAAAGCCGAUAACUCAAGAGACGUGAUCUUGACUGACUCCUCUGUUGAGGUUGAUGUCUCUUUGAACACGGGCCAAUAACGAUGCGUUGCUCCAUUCUUUCUCAUACGUACCAAUGGGCUACUCCUAAUUCUUUUUGUUUGAGGUGGUAAAAAUGAGCUUUCUAUAAGUUUAUGACAUUAUACAGAGAAACAAUUUGAUCGGUUCAUUAUAUGAAAUGGUUCACAGUUUGUUUAA
Camelina sativa (false flax) is the source of this 2652-nucleotide messenger RNA. The record is from RefSeq and is a predicted model, not a curated record. Lineage: Eukaryota; Viridiplantae; Streptophyta; Magnoliopsida; Brassicales; Brassicaceae.